This is a messenger RNA of Octodon degus (degu), 1929 nucleotides long. RefSeq names its product ubiquitin like modifier activating enzyme 5 (gene Uba5). Gene Ontology annotation, cellular component: cytoplasm; cytosol. The record is from RefSeq and is a predicted model, not a curated record. The coding region runs from base 603 to 1832 and encodes 409 amino acids. The transcript has 13 exons. Gene Ontology annotation, biological process: protein ufmylation. Lineage: Eukaryota; Metazoa; Chordata; Mammalia; Rodentia; Octodontidae. Gene Ontology annotation, molecular function: UFM1 activating enzyme activity.
CGAUUCCGCAGCGUUAGCCAGGAUGCCGGAAACUCCCGGUGUGCUUUCCAAUUCAGAAUUUUCUCUUAGGAUCCGAGACCUCAUCUUUAAAGAUUGCAAAGCCACAGUCGUCGCAAGGGGCAAAGAAGGCCGCAGAGGUUUCUUCAUCCUCCAACCUGAGGGAAUGUCGGGCGGAAGGCGAUAGGGUCCGGCCUAGAAAAGAGGUCGUGCGGCCCGCGAGCCCGGGAAGAAUAGAUCCUAGUGUUCCUCCUAGCCGUUUGCUUAGGCGGGCAGUGUCGCCGUCCGCCUUCUCGGGACACCUCGGAGCCUGGUCUUCCUAGCGCCUGUUCUAGCGGAUCCAGCAAGGAACGAAGCCAAGAGAAGCGUGUUGUGGGCAGGGGAGCUCUGACGGCGGCGCACCGGAAGCGGGACCUGGGGCGGGCCUGCGAGUGUGGCGGAGACGUGUCGCUCUGGGAGGCUCCGGCGCCGCUUCCUUAAGUGUCGGGGCUUGGAAAGCCGCGGCGGAGACCUCCUGUGUCCCGUCGCGGGCUCAGCCGAGCAGCGUGGGGCGGCGGCGGCGGCGGCAGGCUGGGCUGGGAGCGGGCGCCGGCGGGGUCCCAGCCAUGGCCGAGUCUGUGGAGCGGCUGCAGCAGCGCGUGCGGGAGCUGGAGCGGGAGCUCGCCCAGGAGAGGAGUCGGCGGGUCCCGGGGGACGGCGGGGGCGGCCGGGUCCGCGUCGAGAAGAUGAGCGCCGAGGUCGUGGAUUCCAACCCCUACAGCCGACUGAUGGCAUUGAAACGAAUGGGAAUUGUAAGCGACUAUGAGAAAAUCCGUACCUUUGCUGUAGCAAUAGUAGGUGUUGGAGGAGUUGGUAGUGUGACCGCUGAAAUGCUGACAAGAUGUGGCAUUGGUAAGUUGCUACUUUUUGAUUACGACAAGGUAGAACUGGCCAAUAUGAACAGACUUUUCUUCCAGCCUCAUCAAGCAGGAUUAAGUAAAGUUCAAGCAGCAGAGCAUACUUUGAGGAACAUUAAUCCUGAUGUUCUUUUUGAAGUAUACAACUAUAAUGUAACCACAGUGGAAAACUUUCAACAUUUCAUGGAUAGAAUAAGUAAUGGUGGGUUAGAAGAAGGAAAGCCUGUUGAUCUGGUUCUUAGCUGUGUGGACAAUUUUGAAGCUCGAAUGGCAAUAAACACAGCUUGUAAUGAACUUGGACAAACAUGGAUGGAAUCUGGAGUCAGUGAAAAUGCGGUUUCAGGGCAUAUCCAGCUGAUAAUUCCUGGAGAAUCUGCUUGUUUUGCGUGUGCGCCCCCACUUGUGGUUGCCGCAAACAUCGAUGAGAAGACUCUGAAGCGAGAAGGUGUCUGUGCAGCCAGUCUUCCCACCACCAUGGGGGUCGUCGCGGGCAUCCUUGUGCAGAAUGUGUUAAAGUUUCUGUUAGAUUUCGGAACGGUUAGUUUUUACCUCGGAUAUAAUGCAAUGCAGGACUUUUUUCCUACUAUGUCCAUGAAGCCCAAUCCCCAGUGUGAUGACAGAAACUGCAGGAGGCAGCAGGAAGAGUAUAAGAAAAAGGUGGUUGCAGUGCCUAAGCAGGAGACUGUUCAAGAGGAGGAGGAGAUAAUACAUGAGGAUAAUGAGUGGGGUAUUGAGCUCGUAUCUGAAGUUUCAGAAGAAGAACUAAAAAGUUCUUCAGGUCCAAUUCCUGAGUUACCAGAAGGAAUUACAGUGGCAUAUACAAUUCCAAAUAAGAGAAAUGCAAAUCAAAACCAACAAGAAGAUUCUGUACCUCAAGUUACAGUGGAAGAUUCUGGUGAAAGCUUGGAAGACCUCAUGGCCAAGAUGAAGAAUAUAUAAAUAAUGAACUAGCAUUUAUUUUAUUUUCUGUGUUUAAUCCCAUUGUUUAACUUUUAAAAAGUCCCAAACUAAUAAAACUUUGUGCAACAUUACUUGA